GGGCAAAACUGGUCAGGAUGUCUAGCGGCGUAGAAGAAGACAAAGAAGAGCUGGCAGUUCGAAGAAGAAGAACAAACAUGGCAGCACAUGAUACAGCGCGGUGUUUAUUUCGAGGCUAUUUUUGGAUAAAAAAUGUCCAGAGGAGCAACAGCUUGUUGUUAAAAUGUAGCACCAGAAGAUUUUGCAGCGAUAGUCAAGAAAACGUCCAAGACAAUGCAAAGCCUCAAUUCACACAUCCAGUUGUGCAGGACAUCCUCAGCAGGAUAACAGGUCUGGACUUGCAUAAAGUGUUCCAGCCCCUUAAACAGGAGCUGAAGCCACCUACUUAUAAACUUAUGACAGAUGAGCAACUACAGCAGGCAAUGAAGUCAGCUGAAGAGAAGGCUAAGAAGAUGCUGCAAAUGCCUCCUGUUCUACCAGAGAGGAAGCCCAUCAAUGAUGUAUUGUCUGUGGACACAGUCCUGGAUGGCAUGGAUACAGCCAAAUAUGUCUUCACAGACAUAACCUAUCAUAUUCCACACAGGGAAAGGUUCAUUGUUGUCAGGGAGACCGACGGGAAGCUAAGGAAAGCAACCUGGGAGGAAAGAGACCGGUUGAUUCAAGUGUACUUCCCAAAAGAUGGACGCAGAAUUACCAUACCUCCCCUCUUCAAGGAGGAGAAUGUAAAGAUAUUAUUCUCCCAGGACCGACACAAGGAUGUGUUGGACUUAUGCCUGGUUCAAUUUGAACCUGACUCAUCAGAGUACAUCAAGGUGCACGCUGCCACCUAUGAGGAUUUGGACAAACAUGGGAAAUAUGAUCUCUUUCGCUCCACCAGGCACUUCGGUGGCAUGGCCUGGUACCUGGUCAACGCACACAGGAUUGAUGGCCUCAUUGUGGACAUGCUGAAAAAGGAAUUGGUGCAGGAUGCGGUGAGCCUCGUAUCUCUCUUCCAUCUCGUACACCCUCACAGCAAGUCGGCCCAGGAGGCUUCCAGCCAGCAGGCCACAGGCACUGACCUUCUCACGAUCUACGCCCAGAACGAAUCCCAGAGGUCAGGCUACAUUGAGCUGGCCCUGCAGGCAUAUCAACAGACUGUGGGUAAGAGCGCUUCUGCUUGACCCGCUUCCUCCCACUGCGUGUUCUACAAACCCACAAUGAAACCUGAAGGACAGGCAACAUAGCUUCUUCUUUGACAAAUCCUGGUCUGUUGUUGUUUUUUUAAAGAGUUUGCAUCAUAACCGCAUAUUGUAAAGAAAUGAAUAAACAUGUAUUUGUAAAUGUGAUAGAAUAA
This is a messenger RNA of Nerophis lumbriciformis (worm pipefish), 1273 nucleotides long. RefSeq names its product mitochondrial ribosomal protein S22 (gene mrps22). NCBI's taxonomy places the organism in Eukaryota, Metazoa, Chordata, Actinopteri, Syngnathiformes, Syngnathidae. Gene Ontology annotation, cellular component: mitochondrial small ribosomal subunit. Gene Ontology annotation, molecular function: structural constituent of ribosome. The record is from RefSeq and is a predicted model, not a curated record.